Molecule: messenger RNA, 1155 nt
Organism: Galendromus occidentalis (western predatory mite)
Lineage: Eukaryota; Metazoa; Arthropoda; Arachnida; Mesostigmata; Phytoseiidae
Product: glycogen synthase kinase-3 beta-like
Exons: 2
Coding region: 4-1155 (383 amino acids)
Biological process (GO): signal transduction; cell differentiation; peptidyl-threonine phosphorylation
Cellular component (GO): cytoplasm; nucleus
Molecular function (GO): protein serine/threonine kinase activity; ATP binding
Source: RefSeq, a predicted model, not a curated record
UACAUGAGCGACUUCAAUUGCACGCCCGUGGAGCCACGGUCCGAAGUCCGCGAUGGGCAUCACUGGACUAUCGUGACUGUGAAAAAAGCCAGGAAGAUGCAGGAGCUCCCAUUCACGUAUCGCGUCAUGGGCCCCAUUGGCAAAGGCACUUUCGGAACGGUGCAGAAAAUCUGUACUCCUGACGGUGAACACUACGCAAUGAAACAGGUGGACUUCGACCCCAGAUACAAGAAUCGAGAGGUUUCGAUCAUGCGAAUCUUGGACCACCCAAACUGUGUCCGACUACAUUACUAUUAUCUGGAUAGGGAUCCGUACAUGGAAUUAUCCGUGAGGCUCAUCAUGGACUUGUUCCCGACCAGUCUAUCGGCUGUUAUCGUACAGAAUCGGCGUAAGAGAGAAGACAUCCCAGAGUUCUAUAUCCGCCUGUAUUUGUACCAGCUACUGCGAGGUGUCGCUUACAUGCAUUCGGAGGAGAUUGCUCAUCGAGAUAUAAAGCCCCAGAAUAUCUUGAUUGACCCGGCAAGAGGUCGUCUGAAGCUCUGUGAUUUCGGCUCGGCGAAACAGCUCAAGGAAGGCGAGAUCAACAUUGCCUACAUCUGUUCCCGCUUCUAUCGUGCACCGGAACUCAUCUUGGGGAAUGUCAAGUACGACUGUUCGAUUGACACCUGGGCCGUUGGAUGCGUUUUCGCGGAAAUGUUCCUCUUGAGACCGAUAUUCCUCGGCGAGUCUAGUCUGGAACAAUUCACCGAAAUAAUCCGGAUACUUGGGACGCCAACUCCUGAGCAGAUGGAGAAACUCCAUCCGAUGUUCCCGAAGGACUUGAAAAAGCGGAGUCCCAUAAGCCUGCAUAAACAUCUGCGGAGAACGAACUGCCAAUCGCUAUCUCUGCUGAUCAAGUUACUUCAAUACGCUCCCGACAAGCGCAUUCGAUGCUGGGACGCGAUGGCUGAGCCGUAUCUGGAUGAGCUUAGGAAGCCGGGUCUGAGGCUCCCCGAUGGCGGUGAUUUGCCGCCGCUUUUCGACUUCACAGUACGCGAACUCGACCAAAAUCCAGUUCUCAAUCAACUCCUGAUUCCACGAGAGAGGAAUAGCCCUCGGAGAGGCUCAGCGUCGAGAAGAGGAUCCGCGAAAAAGCAUGAAAAAAAACGAGCAUAG